Molecule: messenger RNA, 5045 nt
Organism: Astrephomene gubernaculifera
Lineage: Eukaryota; Viridiplantae; Chlorophyta; Chlorophyceae; Chlamydomonadales; Astrephomenaceae
Source: the annotation of a GenBank genome assembly
AGCAAAGUUUUCGCACGUAUCUUUCAUACAUAGUCUAAAGCGUUAAACAGUACUGAAGUAUCUACCUGUUUUUUCUUGCCUUCUGUAAAACGCUGCUACUUGCCAGGCUUGUCGCCAAGUACGCACAGUAACUUUGUCCUGGGAUUAUCCUAAAGUCAUCUUAGAGGCAGCACGCGUUUUAAUUCGCGGGGUCGGCGGGCAACCGCCUCCAUUGCCCCGCAGCCCCGCAGCCCGGUUGCCAGCCGGUGGGCUGCGGGUCUGAGGCAAGAUGUACGGGGCAGAUGAAGACCAUAUGGAGGUGACUCAGGAGGAGGAGGGCGACGACGAGAUUGUGCAGGAGGACUCGUGGAACGUCAUUACAGCCUUCUUUGACGACAAGGGUCUUGUCCGUCAGCAGCUAGAUUCAUUUAAUGAAUUUGUUAACGUCACAAUCCAAGAGAUCAUCGACGAGACGCCUGAAAUCGUCAUUAAGCCUGAAUCGCAGCACCUGCCAGGCGUAGAAGCAGCCGAGGAGAAGGAGUAUAUAAUCAAGUUUGGACAGGUGUACCUCAGCAGGCCUCAAAUCACUGAGCAGGAUGGCGAAUCGGUGGUCCUCUUCCCCAAGGAGGCACGCCUGCGCAACCUCACCUACUGCGCGCCGCUGUACGUGGACGUCACCAAGACGGAGUACACGCGGCUGGAGGACGACACGGUGGAGGAGAAGCAGGAGACAUUUUCACAUGUGCACCUGGGCAAGGUUCCCAUCAUGCUCAAGUCGGAGCGAUGCAACCUGCACGAGGCGGCCACGGAGCAGGAGGCGACCAACCUGGGGGAGUGCCCGUACGACCAGGGCGGCUACUUCAUCAUCAACGGCAGUGAGAAGGUGCUGAUCGCGCAGGAGCGCAUGGCCAACAACCACGUGUACGUCUUCAAGAAGAGCCAGCCCAGCAAGUACACAUUCUGCGCGGAGAUCAGGUCCGUGGUGGAGGGCUCCACCCGCUCCGCCUCCUCCAUGUCCAUCAUGAUGCUGGCCAAGGGCAAGAAGGCGGGCGCGGCGGGGGUCAUCCGCGCGCAGAUCCCCUACAUUCGGGCGGAAUUCCCCAUCUUUAUCCUGUUCAGGGCGCUGGGGUUUGUGUCCGACCGUGACAUCCUGGAGCACAUCGUGUACGACCUGGACGCCGACCCCGCCAUGCUGGAGGCGCUGCGGGCGAGUGUGGAGGAGGCGCAGGAGGUGCAGACGCAGGAGGAGGCGCUCAACUACCUGGGCAAGCGAGGGACGGUCACGGGAGCGAGCAAGUCCGACCGCAUCCAGUACGCUCGCAACCUGCUGAUCAAGGAGCUGCUGCCGCACCUGGGCACGGAGGAGUUCAUGGAGACACGCAAGGGGUACUUCGUGGGAUACAUGGUGCACAGGCUGAUGCUGGUGGCCCUGUCCCGCCGCCCCGAGGACGACCGCGACCACUACGCCAACAAGCGGCUGGACCUGGGCGGGCCGCUCAUGGCGGGGCUGUUCCGACUGCUAUUCAGGAAGCUGUGCAAGGAGCUGAGGAUGCAGGCGCAGAGGAUGGUUGACGCGGGCAAGGAGAUCAACGUGCUGUCCGCCAUCAAUGAGAAGAUCAUCACCCGCGGCCUCAAGUACUCGCUGGCCACUGGCAACUGGGGCGAGCAGGGCAAGCAGGGAAUCAGAGCAGGUGUGAGCCAGGUGCUAGCCCGCCUCACCUACGCCUCCACGCUGAGUCACCUGCGCCGCGUCAACUCGCCCAUUGGUCGCGAGGGCAAGCUGGCCAAGCCCCGUCAGCUGCACAACAGCCUGUGGGGCAUGUUCUGCCCCGCGGAGACGCCGGAGGGGCAGGCGGUGGGACUGGUGAAGAACAUGGCGCUCAUGUGCUACAUCACGGUGGGCACCCCCUCCCUGCCCGUGGUGGCUCACCUGGAGGAGUUCAACACGGAGGCGCUGGACGAGGUGACACCCGCGGACAUUGCAGCGAGCACAAAGGUGUUCAUCAACGGCGUGUGGCUGGGCAUCCAGCGCGACCCCACCGCCCUCAUCAAGAACCUGCGGGCAAUGCGGCGGCAGGUGGCGUUCAGCACGGAGGUCUCCAUCAUCUACGACGGCCCGCUCAAGGAGCUGCGCAUCUUCACCGACUACGGCCGCACCUCCCGCCCGCUGUACAUCGUGGAGGGCAACCGGCUGCUGGUCACCAAGCAGCACAUCCGCAGGCUGAUUGCGCCGGCGCCGGAGGAGGAGGAGUACGCCUGGCCGCAGCUGGUGCAGGACGGUCUGGUAGAGUACAUUGACGCGGAGGAGGAGGAGACCACCAUGAUUGCGAUGACCAUCGCCGACCUGCGGCACGCACGCGAGGCGGGCGCCUCCACCGGCACCACCUACACGCACUGUGAGAUCCACCCAGCCAUGAUCCUGGGCGUGUGCGCCUCCAUCAUCCCCUUCCCCGACCACAACCAGUCGCCCCGUAACACGUACCAGAGUGCCAUGGGCAAGCAGGCUAUGGGCAUGUACGCAACCAACUACCAGACGCGCAUGGACACGCAGGGUUUCGUGCUGUACUACCCCCAGAAGCCGCUGGUGUGCACCCGGGCCAUGGACUACUUGAAGUUCAGGGAGCUGCCCGCGGGCAUCAACGCCAUCGUGGCCAUCAUGUGCUACAGCGGAUACAACCAGGAGGACUCGCUCAUGCUCAACGGCUCGUCCAUCGACCGCGGCUUCCACCGCUCCAUCUUCUACCGCGCCUACAAGGAGGAGGAGAAGAAGGCGGGCAGCAUGGCGCGAGAGGAGAUCGAGGUGCCGGACCCAGUGGUCACCUCCAAGAUGAAACACGGCACGUACGACAAGCUGGAUGCGGAUGGGCUCUGCCCUCCAGGCACCCGAGUGUCGGGUGAGGACAUCAUCUGCGGCAAAACCGUGACCCUGCCGGAGGACCCCACGGGGGCGGUGCAGCGCUUCACGAAGAAGGAUGCGUCGCUGGCGCUGAGGGGGCACGAGGCGGGCGUGAUCGACCAGGUGAUGCUGACCACCAAUGACGAGGGCCAGAAGUUCGUCAAGAUCCGCGUGAGGACCAUCUGCAUCCCGCAGGUGGGCGACAAGUUCGCUUCGCGUCACGGCCAGAAGGGCACCUGCGGUAUCACCUACACCAUGGAGGACAUGCCCUUCAGCGCGGAGGGAAUCGUGCCGGACAUCAUCGUCAACCCGCACGCCAUUCCCUCUCGCAUGACCAUCGGGCACUUGGUGGAGGCGCUCAUGAGCAAGGUGGCGUCGCUGAUGGGCAGCGAGGGAGACGCAACGCCCUUCACCAAGGUCACGGUGGACAACGUGUCGCAGAUGCUGCACGACCUGGGCUACCAGCGCCGCGGCUGGGAGGUGAUGUACAGCGGUCACACAGGCCGCCAGAUCCGCGCGCAGAUCUUCCUCAACCCCACCUACUACCAGCGCCUGAAGCACAUGGUGGACUUCAAGAUCCACUCGCGCGGGCGGGGGCCGGUGCAGGUGCUGACGAGGCAGCCGGCGGAGGGACGCGCCAGGGACGGAGGCCUUCGGUUUGGCGAGAUGGAGCGCGACUGCAUCAUCAGUCACGGCGCCGCCGCCUUCCUGAAGGAGCGCCUCUUCGACCAGUCGGACGCCUACCGGGUGCACGUGUGCGAGCGGUCGGGGCUGCUAGCGGUGGCAAACCUGAAGAAGCAGCAGUUCACGUCCACCAUCUACAAGGACGGAUCCAACAUCUACCAGGUGUACAUCCCCUACGCCUGCAAGCUGCUGUUCCAGGAGCUCAUGGCCAUGUGCAUCGCGCCGCGCAUGCAGUUCGACCGGGAUGCGCCACCCGCGGUGGGAGGCGGGCGCUGAGGACACGGCGCCCUCAUGCGUUCAUGGUAGACCGCAUGCGGUCAGGGUGGAGGAGCGGGGCGAGGAGUGACGUGGGAUCUCAUCUGGGUCAUGAGGAGUUCUCCCAUCGUGGCGAUGCAUGCAUCAACCGCAUGCGGCCAGGGCGGUUGUGGUGGUGGUGGUGCUGCGGAGGAUGGGCCUGUGCUUGGCUGUUGUGCUGCUAGCGGUGCUGCUGCCGCUUCCCCAUUGCAUGCCGCAGUGCUCGGGAUCGACCUGCCGGUAUGCGCUGUGCAUGUGUGUGCGUGCCUAGGUGUUCUCUUUUUCGUGUGCAGCUGCAUUUGGGGGGAAUUGGGGGUUGCGUCACCGCCACCACACCAGUUUGCAGGGAUUGCGGCGUGAGGAGAAGGACACGCGUGGCGGUGGAAUGUGCGUCGGGUGCGAUGGAGGCGGGUUAGGAAGGGGAUGAGGCGCAUGGACGAAUAAGGUGCAGGAAGGCGAAGGUGGGGAACAAGGUUGAGGCCGUCGGGGGCCCUUUUCCUUGCCGGACCAUGCACCCGUAUUACAGAGGGUGGCAUUGCGGUCCGGUCGGUGAAGCUGGGUUGGUGGGUGUGUCGGAAAUAAGCCCUCACAGUAUUGGUCUGCCGGCAGCCUGCUUCCCCACGCCAGGUUGAUGCUGUCUGGUGCCGUAGCGGAUACCCCCGAUAUUUUGGUUUGAAAGGAGUUGGUUUGAGGGGACGACAACACACCUUGUAUACAUGACCCUUAACCGGACAGCAAGAUGUCGUUUUAGAACAAUCUGGCGGUGUUUGGCUGACCUAGUGGUAUAGCUUGUGUAUCCAGUGUAAGGCGCUGGGACACAAAGGUAGGAGGAAGCGUGUUGAAGGGUACAAACGCAAGGCCUACUACCGACAAACGGGUGCCUCACUGUUGCUGAUUGGACCAGGGCCGCUGUCGAGGUUUUGAUGAACUCCAUGCUGAAUACCGGUAGCAGGCAGAUAGGGUGAACGGCGGACGGUAUUGGGUGUGCGUGGUUGUCAAGGGUUUGACACAAACGGACAGAAGAGUGCAUGAGGACGAAGCGGAGACGUACACCGCCCUUGCGACGAGGCGAGAUUAGUUCACCGGCAACAACCAUGCCACCAAGCCGAGUGAGGGUCUGGUUGUUGGCUAUUUGGGCGGCCGCAGUUGUGCCAAUGCAGGAGGUUUGGAGCGGGGGGCGAUGCAUACCGGU